AUGGAGGAUGGCAGGAGAGCCCACACUGCCAUUAUUGGCUGGGCCUGCACCACCCUGUGCUUGGUCUCCUGUGCAGCCGCCUUCUCGCACGGCGCGAGCCUUUCUGCCUGCACUGACAUGAUGCCCAGGCACCUCAGGGUGCAGCUGCACAGCUCCAACAACAACUAUGUCACUGUCCACACCAACAUGUCCUUCUACKUCCCAGGAGACAAGGUUCCAGUGACAGUGAGAAGCACCAGGGAUUACAUGGGCUUUAUGCUGCAAGCUCGCAAAGUGUCCAACAAUGAAAUUGCUGGCACAUUCAUCUUCCUGCCUCCUGGUUCCAAGCUGCUGACUUGUUUUGAAGAUGGUGACACUGUCACCCACUCAGACAAGUCAUUGAAGAGAAACCUGUCCUUUGUAUGGAAAGCACCAGACCAGCCCAUUGGAGACAUCAAGUUUUUCAUCUCCAUAGUCCAGUCAUACUUYGUUUAUUGGGCAAAGAUUGAAUCUGCUGUUGUGGCUCAGGGAGGGCAAAACAAGACUCUCRCUGACAAGAAGCCUGGUACCAUUGCCCCAGCGCCCUCACAAGGACUGGCUGAACCUCACCCCACAGGUCCCACCUCUCCCGCAGCUGCCACUGGCUCCCCACUGCCUGCCAGCCCCACUGGCAUCGUGGCAACACCAGCACCAGAGCCAGGUUUUGGUGUGGGGUCGGACACUGGUCCCGUUGCUGAGCCAAAGCAGCCAGCCCGGACCUCGCGGGCUGCGUCCGGCAGAAGCAGCCAGUCCAGAGCCCAGGGGCUGGAGCCGUCCCUUCCCAAACAAGACMUUGGAAUGGUGGAUGCCUUGCAAGGUUCCCUCUCCCAGGACAAUGCCUCCAGCUAUGGCACCUUCAAAGGACAUGACUACAGGCUGCUGGAAAUAUGUGUGUUUAAAGACACAGGAUACAAAKUUAACAGGGCCAGCAACAAGAAUGCAACCAUCUUGAAAACCUCCCUGCAAGUGACAGUGUCUGCCUCUGCCCUGCAUGUGCACACUCACCUGGGUGACACUGCUGUGACCACAGCCCGUUUGGGCGAUGCCAGCGCCGCUGGCAAUUUAUCCUUGGCUUCAAGGCAAAUGGCAGAAAAAGAGCUGGCACCACAGCCAGAGGAGGCAGGCACCAGGGGUGAGGAGGACAAGGACGAGGAGAAGGCAGCUGGGAAUACUCUGCCAUGGGUGACUGGACCAGCUCUUGAAUCUGCUGCUUCUGGCAAAGGGGAAGAUCCUGGCAGAGGAACCCAACUCCUUGCAGCCCAGCUUGGCAUCCUCCUGGUCUGCAUGGCUGUGCUGGCCCUGGUGCUGGCAGCUGCCAUGCGCUGUGUGUGUGCCCAGCACUGCCACAGGCGGGCCGAGGUGUCCUUCAGUGAACCCGACCCUGAUGUCAUCACCGUCACGGAAAAUGGGGAGGUGAUGCACUUCCGAAAGAUCCGGGAGAACAGCUUCGUGCUGGUGCAAGCUGAGUACAACUGGGUCAGCCCCUUGAGCAGYGGGAAGAAGACAAGGGUGGUUUAAUCCCUCUAUCUGCCAUCACAUUG
Malurus melanocephalus (red-backed fairy wren) is the source of this 1559-nucleotide messenger RNA. RefSeq names its product reeler domain containing 1 (gene REELD1). Lineage: Eukaryota; Metazoa; Chordata; Aves; Passeriformes; Maluridae. The record is from RefSeq and is a predicted model, not a curated record. The transcript has 6 exons. Gene Ontology annotation, molecular function: oxidoreductase activity, acting on metal ions. The coding region runs from base 1 to 1536 and encodes 511 amino acids.